GAGUGAGAAACUUCCCUCACUCCUCCUCUGCUUUCUUUCUCCCAAAUCCCCUUCGACACAUUUUAUGUAACUUCUCUCAGAAGCUGCAGCAGCUACCGGUGCCUCCAUCAACAGGCGGGUACUGGCUGGCUUUGUUUUAGUCCAACCUCUGGUCUAUCCGGACGCUCAGGAGGGUUUCCUGUCGGCUCGUCCAGGACACCGGGUGCAACUGGAGUGACUCCACCAAGUUUCUCCCCCAUUCUGCCUGAGGAAUGAGAGGACUGCCUGAGAGGAAGAGCCCAAACUCGCAUGUUUGAAUGAACAAAAGCACAGAAAGAAAGGAUAUUGCCGCCGAAAUGGAGGAAAAUACUCUACCAGCAGCAACAUCUCCCCUCUCAGAUCUCAACACAAACCCCGCCAGGCCUGACCCAGAGGGGGAGAGCAGCCCCCCGAAGAUGGACACCACCGAGACAAUGGAGUCUCCAGCGAAGAAAGACACAGACCGGAGACUGACUACACCCAUAAAAUCUGACGUCAUCCCUCGAUCACCCGGGUCACCUGCAUCUCCUGUCCCCAGGUUGAAAGGGGGUAAAGACAUCAUGAAGUCAGAGGACAGGCAGAAGCUUGCCAAGGAGCGGAGAGAGGAAAAGGCCAAAUAUCUUGAAGAGCUCAGCAUGUUACAAGAAAGGGCCAUUGGAUAG
Messenger RNA from Cottoperca gobio, 680 nucleotides. It is a transcript of the gene map7d1a, whose product is annotated as MAP7 domain containing 1a. NCBI's taxonomy places the organism in Eukaryota, Metazoa, Chordata, Actinopteri, Perciformes, Bovichtidae. The record is from RefSeq and is a predicted model, not a curated record. The coding region runs from base 297 to 680 and encodes 127 amino acids. The transcript is spliced from 5 exons.